AAAUCGUGCAUCGCAUGGGUUUAAUCCAGUAAUUAUACGUAAUUAACUAAUAUUUGAGAACGCUUGACUAUCGGCGCAAUGCGCGCGAUAGGACUGCUAGUCAUCUAAAAGCUGCCCCUCUCCCUUCUCUUUCUCUCUCCUCUCUUCGGUCUCCUUCCUCUUCUACCCCCUCUCUCUCCUCAAAACACCACCACGCACCACGCCACCGCGCACCGCACUGUUUUACAAUCCAGCCAUCACAUAUCACGCUUCGCCACCUCCGAGUCACCAUUUAGCCACCGCAGAAGCCAACCGUCGCCCCAAGCAAAACGCACAUUAAAAAGUCAAGGUUUUCAUCAGGAAGAUAAUUUAUUUUGGAUGAGUGGAGUCUAUAAAUAAAGCAAUGAAUAACCGCUCAGAGCUUGGUAGACCCACCUCAGGUAAAAGAAGGCUUAAGGAUCUACUGCUUCAAAAGGAUAACCGCUGUUGUGCUGAUUGCAGUGCGCCAGAUCCUAAAUGGGCAUCUGCAAAUAUCGGAGUUUUUAUAUGCUUAAAAUGUUGUGGUGUGCAUAGAAGCCUUGGAACUCAUAUAUCAAAGGUUUUAUCUGUGACAUUAGAUGAGUGGUGUGAUGAAGACAUUGAUGCGAUGGUUGAGGUUGGCGGAAAUUCUGCAGCUAAUGCAAUAUAUGAGGCUUUUAUUCCAGAUGGAUUCUCAAAACCUGGACCUGAUGCAAGUCAUGAUGAUCGUAUGAGAUUCAUCAGAUCUAAGUAUGAGCUUCAGGAAUUCUUGAAACCUAGCUUGCGAAUUCUUUCAAUGUCUUCUGCAAAGACCUCGCUUCAGCCAAGCUUUUCCAAGAAGCUAAUGAGUAGUUUCCGAAGUUCACAAUCAUCAAAAGUAUCGGAAAGCUAUGAAGGAAUGGUAGAAUUUAUUGGAAUAUUGAAGGUUAAAGUAGUAAAAGGGACAAAUUUGGCCGUCAGAGACAUGUUAUCUAGUGAUCCUUAUGUUGUCCUUAAUCUAGGGCAGCAGGCAACUACCAUAUGUAUCCUUACUCUUUGUUAUUGGAAGGUGGACCCUUAUUAUUCUUUAAUUUGCUUAGCUGUACAAACAUCUGUUGUAAAGAGCAAUCUGAAUCCAAUUUGGAAGGAGGAACUUAUGCUUUCUGUACCUCAACGAUACGGAUCUGUAAAAUUGAAAGUUUUCGAUCAUGACACAUUCUCAGCUGAUGACAUCAUGGGUGAAGCUGAGAUCGAUAUCCAGCCGUUGAUAACCUCGGCGAUGGCUUAUGGAGACCCAGGAAUGUUUGGUAACAUGCAGAUUGGGAAAUGGUUGAAAUCACAUGAUAAUGCCCUUGUAGAAGACAGCAUUAUUAACAUUGAUGAUGGUAAAGUUAAACAGGAGAUGCAAUUGAAGCUCCAGAACGUCGAAUCUGGAGAGCUAGAAUUAGAAGUGGAGUGGAUGCCUCUUGAGCAAUAAUCAGUUAAUAUUAAACCCCAGAAUGUAAAUGAUUGGGGAAAAGAAAAA
Molecule: messenger RNA, 1501 nt
Organism: Chenopodium quinoa (quinoa)
Lineage: Eukaryota; Viridiplantae; Streptophyta; Magnoliopsida; Caryophyllales; Amaranthaceae
Product: ADP-ribosylation factor GTPase-activating protein AGD12-like
Exons: 10
Coding region: 383-1453 (356 amino acids)
Molecular function (GO): phospholipid binding; GTPase activator activity
Source: RefSeq, a predicted model, not a curated record